CGGAAGCGGAGCACAGCAUCUUUCCGACCAGGAAGCCUGGGAAAUAUAGUCUUAUUAGGCUCGCUAGGCUGCGGGCCUGGUGUUCCGAGUGAUUGCCAUCCCCGCGGUGCUCCCUCAACGCUCCGCUCUGUUUUUUCUCCCCCAUCCCCGUGCCAGGCCAGCCUCCUGGACCCUGGCUCUCCUGUCAGGCCCGCGACAGAGUGCGCUCGGGCUCCGGCAUGCGCACAGGUGUGGAGAAGGACUUAGGUCGAGCGUGCUUGGGACGCGCUGAGCUGCGCGCACGGCGUGAGAGCCUGGAUCGCCCUGAGCGCUGACCUGAGAUUACGAGAGCGACAUUUUGCGGUACGGAAGUGACAAUCAGCGUCUCUCCCCACCCCCGAAACCUUCCGGAAUAAUGUCACGCCUGUUUUUAUCUGGGAAAAGGAGACCCCCUAGAUGAGAUCGAGGAGCAAGAUUUAAAAGGUCGACCUGAUAUUUCCUAACGCCAUGCCCAGGCCAUCCCUUAUCGAGUUUACUCCAGCUGCCGACUCCAGUGACCUCUGGAAGGAUGGUCAGCAGCAACCACAGCCUGAGGAACCAGAGCCCGUCCUGGAUGGGGCUGCAGCCCGGGCUUUCUACGAGGCUCUAAUUGCAGAUGACAGUAGCGCCUCUAAGCCCCAGGGAGCUGAACCUACCAGGGGGAGAAAGAGGAAGAGAAGAGUGACAAGGGAGCCUGCGGCAACAGGAGUCCCGAGACAAGGAAGACCGCUGGAGGAUGAAGACAAGAUGACACAGUGGAUCCUGCUGGCAGCCCAGAAUGGGGAUCUGACAGAACUUCGGAGGCUGCUGGAACCCCAAGAGGCAGGGGGAGCUGGAGGGAAUAUCAAUGCUCGUGACGCCUUCUGGUGGACUCCCUUGAUGUGUGCUGCCCGAGCAGGCCAGGGUGCUGCUGUGCGCUAUCUCCUGGGCCGAGGGGCUGCCUGGGUCGGAGUGUGUGAACUGGGAGGCAGAGACGCUGCUCAGCUGGCUGAGGAAGCAGGCUUUCCUGAGGUAGCCCGCAUGGUCAGAGAGAGUCCUGGAGAGACAAGGAGCCCGGAGGACCAGAACCGAUCUCCCCCCUCCUCCUCCCAGUUCUGUGAGGACUGUGGUGCCCACUUUGAAGACUCCAACCACCGCACAUCUACUGCUCACCUGCUGUCACUGUCUAGGGGACCUCAGCCCUCCAACCUUCCCGUUGGGGUGCCCACUUCCAGUCCUGGCUUCAGGCUGCUGCUGAGGGGUGGCUGGGAACCAGGAAUGGGGCUAGGACCACGGGGUGAGGGCCGUGCCAACCCUAUUCCCACUGUCCUCAAGAGGGACCAGGAAGGACUGGGCUAUCGAUCCCCACCCCAGCCCCGAGUCACACACUUUGCGGCUCGGGAUACCCGGGCUGUGUCUGGGCGAGAGAGAGUACCUCGAGUUACCACACUGAGUCAGAGGGAGAGCAGAAGGCAAGAGGAGAAGGACAGAGUCUGGGAGCGAAAUCUAAGACUGUACAUGAACCUCGACUUCUGACUGAUACCGAUUGGCCUGGUCUGGCCCUCGCUGGACUUGGGCCUCUGACGUGGACACUUGGACUUCCAGACCCUUAGGCCUUGGCUCUGCUUUUAGAGAGAAGGGCUAGAGUUGGGAGAUAAAUAAACUUCCUUUCUUGUG
Messenger RNA from Grammomys surdaster, 1674 nucleotides. RefSeq names its product G-patch domain and ankyrin repeats 1 (gene Gpank1). The coding region runs from base 487 to 1533 and encodes 348 amino acids. The transcript has 4 exons. The record is from RefSeq and is a predicted model, not a curated record. NCBI's taxonomy places the organism in Eukaryota, Metazoa, Chordata, Mammalia, Rodentia, Muridae. Gene Ontology annotation, molecular function: nucleic acid binding; protein binding.